Messenger RNA from Aegilops tauschii subsp. strangulata, 2390 nucleotides. RefSeq lists its product as uncharacterized. Gene Ontology annotation, molecular function: DNA binding. Gene Ontology annotation, biological process: regulation of DNA-templated transcription. Lineage: Eukaryota; Viridiplantae; Streptophyta; Magnoliopsida; Poales; Poaceae. The record is from RefSeq and is a predicted model, not a curated record.
CGGACGAAUGUUUGUCGGAAGGGUUGACAUUUGCAGGGCCGGCCGUUAAUUAUUCAACUUUUUAUCCAUGAUCUAUUCAAAGUUUUGUGUAUAAUUGUCUAAUUCAAUCUUUCCUAGUAUAUAUUCAACUAUCUUAUUUUUUUAUCAUUCUAUGUCCAUAUCUAGGGUUCCGAUCAUCCGAUCUAUAAAUUUUCAAUUUUUUGUAUACUCUUUACUUCAUAAUUUUAGGGCACUAGCGUGCCAUGUUGCCUAAGAAGCUUUUUGUGAUGAUAACUCAUCGGAUGUUGAUCUUGAUAGUGCUUUUAAUGACUUUGCAUCAAGAAACGUCCUAAGAAACUUUUUCUGAAGCAUCGAAGUAUUAUUGUUAUCGACGGAAUCAGUCGAAUUUGUUUCUUUUUUAAGGUAAUAAUGUCAUGUUAGUUUUAUUUUGCUAUCUUUUUAGUAUUGUUGUCGUAAUAUGGCAUUGUCGUAUAAUUAUAACAGUCUGUGUGGUUGAAAGAUUACUAUAUAUAUAUAUAUAUAUAGGCUUAGGACUUAAGGGGCCAUAUCGUCAAGUUCGCCUAGGGCCUCCCAAAACACAGGGCCGGCCCUGGACAUUUGCGAACGUUUUGAUCGUAUUUUUAGUUGUGUGUGGGCUGACAGUUUUUUAGAACAGCAUGACAUUUUCUAGGAUGAAGGCUCGACUGCCACCUCCAUCAUAACUAAAACUGCGAGUAAAAAUGUUUGAAAUGCCACCUCUCUCAGGGAACGAUAAGGUUUCCCAAAAAUAUAACAACACAAACCGAGCACACCUACGUCACCGCUCUCCCCGUUUUCACUUCCACACGCGUUUUACCGUCCCAGAACCAAAUUUCAAAAGGAAAGCCUUCGACCGCAGCCACACGCGCGCAGAUCCCCCUCUUCUUUCGGCCCCUCCCCGCGCACUCGCCUUCAAACCCUAGCUGGCAAGCUCCGUCCCUCCUCCUCUCAUGGCGUCCCCGCGCACGCCCGACUCGCCCCGCGGCCUCAUCUUCGCGCCCUGCGACGCCGACCUCGUCACGAUCUACCUCCAGCGCAAGAUCUCCGGGUCCCCGCUCCCCGCCGCCGCCGCCCGGUACAUCCACGACGCGGACGUGUACGCGGCCGAGCCCGCCGCGCUCGUCACCGGCCUCCUCCCCGCCUCGGCGAGCAGCGACGGGGAGGGCAGGGAGUGGUACUUCUUCACCUCCGUGCGGGCCCAGAGCAGCCGGGGCACCCGCAGGUGCCGCGCCGUCGCGGGCGGGGUCGGCACCUGGCAUUCGGAGAAGGCGCGGUGCCACGUGCUCGACGCGGGCGGCGCCGCCGUCGGGUACCGCCAGCCCUUCACCUACGAGCCCAAGAACGGCUGGCUGAUGCUCGAGUUCAGCCAGGAAGACCCCCGCCCCGGCGAGGCGAUGCCCGCCCUCUGCAAAAUCUAUCAGAAGCGUCGUGCUGGCCGGUCCGCCUCGAAACCCAUUUCGUCUGGGUCGUCGUCGAUGUCCGGAUCCAAGAGGAAGGCGGCGGCCGCGGGCGAGCGCUCCGGCGUGAGGCGAUGCCUGCAGUUCCGUCCGUCUCCUGCCGCACCAAAUCCGCCCACCGUGGUUGCUACAUCGGAGAUUCAAGAAGCGUUCUUGCUUCCAGUUGAGCGGCCGCAGGCAGAGCAAGAAGAGCAAGAACCGCCGGUACGGAGAGCACCCACAGCCACACCGCUGAUUCCCAGCUUCUCCCUGACCUUCGACAGCACCGCCUUCCUCCGCCCCGCCCAAGAUUCGCCCACGCCAGCGAAUUCGGACCUGAGCGACACGUCGACGGCACUGCUGGGCAAUUACGAGUUCGUCUCACCAGCCAGCUCCGAGCUGACCUGCUACAAUGCCACGACACCCUCGAGCGAUAACACCGGCGCUUGGGCCUUCCAGCCGUCCGCCCUGACCUCCUCCAAUGGCACCACCUCCCUCCUCCCUGGCCAAGAUUGGGCCACGCCAGAGUCGUCACAAGUCAGUGAGGCAUCGACGCUGGAGAGCUACAGCUGCUUCUCGCCCGACCACGCCACAUCCAGGCCCACCACACUGCCGAUCAGCAACGGCACCGGCUAUUGUUGGUCUUUGCCGCAGUACAGCGAGCUGUCGGCAAUUUUUGGUGCCUGAUCGAAUGCUUUGAUACGCUUCCAUGCUAGGCUGAGAGGAGUGUGGGUCUGCCUCCUUUAGUUUGUAGGGAUUUUUGGUCAUACUCGAUUGUUCUUGCUAGACUUGUUCAGCAGCAACUCUGCUUUCUGUUCGAACUAAGGCUUGGUUCAGUUAACUGACAUCUUUGGCGAUGUAACUGGGAUGCACACAGCACACGUAGCUGUGGAUCCUUCGGUGUGCCCUCUUCCUAUAGCUUUUUCCAUAUGAUUU